Messenger RNA from Endocarpon pusillum Z07020, 789 nucleotides. Its product is annotated as 40S ribosomal protein S4. The transcript is spliced from 3 exons. Lineage: Eukaryota; Fungi; Ascomycota; Eurotiomycetes; Verrucariales; Verrucariaceae. The coding region runs from base 1 to 789 and encodes 262 amino acids. Gene Ontology annotation, biological process: translation. Gene Ontology annotation, cellular component: cytosolic small ribosomal subunit; ribosome. The record is from RefSeq and is a predicted model, not a curated record. Gene Ontology annotation, molecular function: structural constituent of ribosome; RNA binding.
AUGGCUCGUGGUCCAAAGAAACAUCAGAAGCGCCUCAGCGCACCUUCACACUGGCUGCUUGACAAACUCUCCGGUGCCUACGCUCCUCGUCCUUCCCAAGGUCCACACAAGCUGCGCGACUGUCUACCACUUAUCGUCUUCAUACGAAACCGCCUCAAGUAUGCCCUCAACGGUCGAGAGACCAAAGCUAUCCUUAUGCAACGUCUUGUCAAAGUCGACGGCAAAGUUCGAACCGACACCACAUACCCGGCUGGCUUCAUGGACGUGAUCACAAUCGAAAAGACUGGCGAGCACUUCCGACUUGUCUACGAUACAAAGGGCCGUUUCACUGUUCACCGUAUCGAGGCUGCAGAGGCAGAAUACAAGCUUGGAAAGGUCAAGAGAGUUCAGCUGGGCAAAGGAGGAAUCCCAUUCUUGGUUACGCAUGAUGCUCGCACAAUUCGAUACCCAGAUCCGGUCAUCAAGGUCAACGAUACCGUCAAGAUCGACCUCGCUACGGGAAAGAUCACCGAUUUCAUUAAAUUCGACACUGGUACCAUUGCAAUGGUCACGGGUGGUCGUAACAUGGGUCGUGUUGGUGUUGUCACGCAUCGGGAACGUCAUGAUGGAGGGUUCAACAUUGUUCACAUCAAAGACGCAAUAGACAACUCUUUCGCAACUCGAGAAAGCAACGUUUUCAUCAUUGGCCAGGAGAAGCCAUGGAUUAGUCUACCGAAGGGCAAGGGUGUAAAAUUAUCUAUCGCCGAGGAACGCGAUCGCCGCCGUGCUCACACCAUCGCAGGGAAUUAA